Molecule: messenger RNA, 4696 nt
Organism: Myripristis murdjan (pinecone soldierfish)
Lineage: Eukaryota; Metazoa; Chordata; Actinopteri; Holocentriformes; Holocentridae
Gene: usp4
Product: ubiquitin specific peptidase 4 (proto-oncogene)
Exons: 22
Coding region: 154-3345 (1063 amino acids)
Biological process (GO): protein deubiquitination
Cellular component (GO): nucleus
Molecular function (GO): cysteine-type deubiquitinase activity
Source: RefSeq, a predicted model, not a curated record
AUGAGCGGAUUUUAUUUAGAGACCCACAGGAGCCUCGGUAACGUUACUUGUCCUACUAACAUGUGGAUGGUAAUUUAAAAGCUGGUUCCGUACUGGCCAUCGUGGCCAGGCGUACCUUACCACUUAUCACUAGAGACAGCUGUGGUUUCUUUCAUGGAUACCACUGGUUUGAUUGUGCGAGUGAAAGAAAAGCCUGACAGAGAGCAGCCCCAGCGGACACCGCCGUGUGACGACCAGUCAGCAACGCCGGGAAGCUCGUUCAAGUGCGAUUCCUCCAACGCGCGUUCACGAUACCGGCACACUCACUGCAUGAUGGCCGAGGGAGGCGGACCCGAGUCGGGUAGCGCGGCAGACUCCGACUCGGAGCCGGUAGCUGCUCAGAUGCCGACACCUUCAACUGAAAGUCAAAAGCAGGCAAUUGGGACACUUUUGAAAACAACUCUGAGAAAGGGCGACGAAUGGUUUCUGAUAGAUAGCCGGUGGUUCAAACAGUGGAAGAAAUAUGUGGGAUUUGACAGCUGGGACAUGUACAAUGUUGGAGAACACAGCCUCUAUCCAGGACCUAUUGAUAACUCUGGGCUGUUCUCAGACCAUGAGACCCAAGUCCUGAAAGAGCACCUUAUAGAUGAGCUAGACUAUGUCCUUGUACCCACUGAGGCAUGGAACAAGCUUGUCAGCUGGUAUGGCUGCCUGGAGGGCCAGAGACCCAUUGUCAGGAAGGUGGUCGAACAUGGCAUGUUUGUCAAGCACUGUAAGGUGGAAGUCUAUUUAUUGGAGUUGAACUUGUGUGAGAAUGACAACAUGGACAAUGUGGUGACACGUCAUUUCAGUAAAGCUGACACAAUAGAUACAAUCGAGAAGGAGAUGAGGUCGCUUUUUGAAAUCCCAUCAGAGAAGGAGACACGGCUCUGGAACAAAUACAUGAGCAACACAUAUGAGCAGCUGAACAAGCCAGACAGCACUGUACAGGAUGCUGGUCUCUUCCAGGGACAGGUGCUUGUGAUUGAACGCAAGAACGAGGAUGGCACGUGGCCCAGACAAGCCUCCCAUCCCAAAUCCAGUGCAACCCCAUCCAGGAAUUUCACUACCUCCCCAAAACUCUCCUCCAACUCGUCGGCAACCAUCUCCUCAACAGUAACCAAUGGAGAUGGAGACAGCGGUAACCCUGGCUACACACUGAACAAUAGCACCUCCUCCAGCAACAGAUUGGGGGGCUACAAUUCAUACAGCUCCUCCUACAACUACAGAGAGUCACAGUCACAGCCUGGCCUGUGUGGUCUCAGUAAUUUGGGCAACACAUGCUUCAUGAACUCUGCCCUCCAGUGCCUGAGCAACGCAUCCCCACUCACAGAAUACUUCCUGAAUGACCAGUACGAGGCAGAGAUUAACAGGGAGAAUCCCUUGGGAAUGAGGGGGGAGAUUGCAGAGGCCUAUGCUGACUUGGUCAAGCAGAUGUGGCUCAGCCGUAGCAGCUAUGUGGCCCCACGCACCUUCAAAACCCAGGUUGGACGCUUUGCCCCCCAGUUUUCAGGGUACCAGCAGCAAGACUCCCAGGAGCUGUUGGCCUUCCUGCUGGACGGGCUCCAUGAAGAUCUGAAUCGUGUCAAAAAGAAGCCUUAUCUGGCCCUGAGGGAUGCAGAGGGCCGUCCAGAUGAGAUUGUCGCUAAGGAAGCCUGGACUAACCACCGCUUGCGCAAUGACUCUAUCAUAGUUGAUAUUUUCCACGGGCUCUUCAAGUCCACAUUGGUGUGUCCAGAGUGCUCCAAGGUGUCUGUAACCUUUGACCCGUUCUGCUACCUCACACUGCCUCUGCCCAUGAGGAAAGACCGCACUAUGGAGGUUUUCCUGGUGCGAUCAGACCCGCAGUCCAGACCCACACAGUACCGGGUGGUGGUCCCCAAGCUGGGUUCAGUGGCCGACCUGUGCAGCGCCUUGUCCAGACUCUGUGGAAUCCCUCCAGAGAAUAUGGUGGUGGCUGAUGUUUACAAUCACAGAUUCCAUAAAAUUUACAGACGGGAUGAUGGCCUCAACCAAAUAAUGGAGAAAGAUGACAUCUUUGUGUAUGAGGUACAAGAGGAAGACAGUGAGAGGAUGAACCUGCCUGUAUAUUUCAGGGAGCGUCACAACAAACAUGGCGGAGCGUCCACCAGCACCAUGCUGUUUGGCCAGCCUCUGCUCAUCACCGUGCCCAGACACCAUAUCAUAGCAGAUGUUCUGUAUGAAAAGAUCCUUGAAAGGAUUGGACGCUAUGUAAAACACUCUCAUAGCCCCUGUAGUGAGAGCAGGGCCUCAGCCUCGGCCACCUUUGCCAGCUGUAGCCAGGCACCUGAAUGUUCUACAUUAUCUAGUCUCAACGCUGGCCUGAGCGGCUGUGGCAUCCCUCUGUCGGACGGGGCGUCCUGCAGCGCCAGCUCUAGUGACAGCAGCAACCACUCAGGGACCUGCAAUGGGCCUAAUGGGCUAUGUGAUGGUGAGGAGGAGGCCAUGGACCACCAGGUGAGUCCUGAGCCAGAGAAUGGUCAGUCUGAAGAGGAGGAAGAGGAGGCCUCUGACCUGGAGAAUGGGCCGAAAGGCAACUCGGCAAAGCUGUGCUCCUCCCCACCCAGGCUCUUCUCUUUCAGCAUGGUCAACUCUUAUGGAACAGCCAACAUUAGCUCACUGCCUUGUGACGGAAAUGUCCUCAAACUUAAUCCACAUUCCACGGUGGCGAUCGACUGGGACUCAGAAUCAAAGAAACUGUGUUAUGAUGAUCAGGAAGCCGAGGCCUAUGAGAAGCAUGAGAGCAUGCUUCAGCCCCAAAAAAAGAAGACCACCGUGGCUCUGAGAGAAUGCAUCGAGCUCUUCACAACCAUGGAGACGCUUGGAGAACACGAUCCAUGGUAUUGUCCCACAUGUAAGAAGCACCAACAGGCCACAAAAAAGUUUGAUUUGUGGUCAUUGCCUCGCAUUCUGGUAGUCCACCUAAAGCGAUUCUCCUACAACCGAUGCUGGAGGGACAAGCUGGACACAGUGGUGGACUUUCCCAUCAGGGACCUGAACAUGUCUGAGUUUGUGUGUGACCCCAAGGCUGGCCCCUACAUAUAUGACCUCAUUGCUGUCUCAAACCACUAUGGCGGAAUGGGAGGAGGCCACUACACAGCUUAUGGCAAGAAUAAAGCGGAUGGAAAAUGGCAUUACUUUGACGAUAGCAGUGUUUCAUCUGCCUCAGAGGAUCAGAUUGUGACUAAAGCAGCCUACGUGCUAUUUUACCAACGCAGAGAUGAGGAAGCCCCUUCAAAGCCUCAGCCCUCUGCCGCCCUGGGAGGAGCCCCUGAAGUAGCCGACGACCACAUGGACACAAACUGAGCAGCACUGACGCUAAGGGACGUGCACUGAAACGUAUACGGCAAAUAAUAGAGACACUUGGACGCACACACAAAGCUACUUCAGUGACAGAAGACUCCAGAGAGUUAACAUUAUUAACCCUACCUUCCCCCCUCUUUUAUUUGAUUUUUGUCUUGUAUGUUGUCAACUAGAGCCAAAAGCCUUGUCAGAAGAGUGACCUGAGAGACUUCCAACCUGGAGUGGGUGGCCUACUGAUUUACGAACUUAGUUUACUAGUCUGGAACAGAGAGGAAUAUAUAUCCUCUCACUGGACGAACAGAAUGUUAGAAGUGCCCUCAAACGCAUAACUAAGCAAAGUUUCUGUUACCCACAAGUCAGAAAUAAUAAAAAAAAGCCAAAUGCACAUCUUGUCUCAACCAAAGCGUUCCAAGGUGAAUAUAAUAAAAUGUACCAAUUGUUUAGGCAUCAAGGGGAUAUUAAUAUUGUCCCUAAUUUGAUCUCCAGUAACCCCUCUGUGCUGAGGAAAAUGCAAACAUAGUAUGGCUGUGAUGUGCACACAGUACAAUACAUGCUUGCCUAUUGAAUCCUGUGACCUUAAGCCACCUGUGAAGAAUGGAUCCUUUGAGAAAAGUUCACUGAUGGGGUUCCCUAUGCUACAGACAAGCUGUGGCAGUUGUUUCUGGCCUGCUGGGUCUGAGUUGCAAUCUAAACCACACAGGGUGUUUCUCCUUUCAACGUUCGCUUAUCAGUGUCCUGACACAAGUUGGGGCAGAGGCUGUUUUGCAGCCUGCCUCUUGGUUAAUCAUCACCGCAACUCUUUGAAGCACAGCGUGCUAGCUCUGCUGUCUCUUGGACCCUAAACUGAGAGGAGGCUUACCCUGCUAACAAAUUACACUUCUUUUUUCUUUUCUUUCUUUUUUUUUUUUUUUUUUAAACCACACAAUGCAAGAGCGGCCUUUUGAUUCCUGCAACCUGAUUGAAAAGGAGGCACUUUGAAUUUUCCAAGUACUCAUUAUCUAUCUGCUUCUGGUGUAUCUAGACAUAAUGAAAAUGUAUGGUUUUGCCUUGGCAUUAAGGCUUUUGAUCUGCCAUACAUUUCCAGGUCAUUUUAAUGUGUCUUUAAAGCAUAUUUUGAUUGCUGCCUGACUGGACCCCUAGCUCAUCUGCAAUGGCUUGUCCUUAUUAGUCUUGUACAUUAAUGCAGCUCUGUAUUGAAAUGGCUAUGUUAUUUGAUAUCUUCAAAGCACACUGAGUGAAGCAAAAUAAACAGUAUAAAAGUGGUGCUUUAUUCAUGAAACUUGAAAUUGCUGCUGGUCAUAAAAAAACAAACAAACAAAAAAAAACAAUCUGCAUCUUUCAUCAGAAUGGGAGG